ACUCGCCCAGUAUUCGAGUCAGUUCAUUCGUGCCUACCGAACUGUGUGUAGUUCUUAUACAUAUUAGACACACGUCAAUUGAAUCAGAUUAGCUUUUUUUUCUCAGGAAUAUUUACAAAGCGCGUUCAUAUAUCGUCCGCGUGUUUGUUUAUUCGCAGCCGGCAAAGUCCAUAUGACCGUCUAAGAAGGUACAUUUGGAGUUGUCGAAGUGAACGCGAAGCUAUUUCGAUUUAGUGACCGUCCGUUGAGGAAGUCUUCAAAAAAAAAAAAAUAUAAGCAAUGGCAAUUACUGAUGUAAGAACCAUGGAAAAUUUUAGUUCUGGUGAAAGCAAUAAAAGCACUAGCCCUACAUUGUCCGAAGUACAAACAUUUUACAAUGGGUCGACGGUCUUUUUAACGGGUGCGACUGGAUUUGUGGGAAAUUUGAUAUUGGAAAAACUAAUAAGAACAUGUUCGGGCAUAAAAGCAAUAUAUAUUUUAAUCCGGGAGAAAAAAGGCAAGUCAACAGAACAACGUUUCAAAGAUCUAUUCAACGACCCAGUGUUUGAUCUUAUGAAGAAAGAACAGCCCGAUUACUUAGAAAAAGUGUCGGCAGUCAUAGGCGAUUGCGAAAAACCGAAUUUAGGUAUCAACGAACAGUAUACAGAAAUCCUAAAAAACGAAGUAAACAUAGUGAUACAUUCGGCGGCAACCGUCCGGUUUGACGAGCAUUUGAGGAAAGCAGUGAAAAUCAACAUAAUAGCUCUACAGGACAUUCUUAAGAUUUCUAGGGAAAUAAAAAACUUGAAGGCUGUCGUUCACAUUUCAACCGCUUAUUCCAACUGUGCCGGCCGGAAAUCUGUCGAUGAAGUCUUCUACGACUUACCGAUUUCUGGAGAUAACCUUAUACAAGUUGUCAACAAUCUCAAUGACGAAUUCAUUAACAAUGUCACGCCUUCACUUCUAAAUAAAUGGCCUAAUACGUACGCGAUGACCAAAGCUAUUGCCGAAGGAGAAAUUUUGCAUCAUGGUAGAGGUCUACCAGUCGGUGUCGUUAGACCUUCUAUGAUCUUAGCCACUGCUAACGAACCGGUACGUGGGUGGAUUAACAACGUGUACGGACCGACAGGGGUCGUUGCCGCAGUCGGUGCUGGUCUUAUGAGAACUAUGUGUGCUGAUCCGAAUAAAAACGCCGACUGCAUACCUGGAGACUUUGUUAGCAAUUCUGUAAUCGUUAGUGCUUGGGAUGUGCACAACCGAUGGAAAUCGUACACUGAAGCAAACUCUUUAGAAGCUGAAAGCGCGUACGUUAAACCGUUCUCACCACCAAUUUAUCAUUGUGUGUCGACGACCACGAAUCCUUUUACUUGGGGAGAAUUUUCAUACUACAACAAAGAGUAUGGCAAAAGUAUACCUUCCGUCAAGGCUAUCUGGCCAGUUAUGCUGUUUUUGACGGCUUCCAAGUUCCAGUACAACCUACUAUGUUUCUUGAUCCACAUAAUUCCGGCUUUUAUCGUUGACACUUUAGCAAGACUUACGGGUUAUAAGCCCAGAUUGAUGGACGCAUAUGGAAAACUUCACAAGUUCGUCGGCGUUAUUGAAUACUUUAGUCUACGGUCGUGGACGUUUUACGAUUCCAACACAAAAGGACUGAUCAAAGCGAUGUCCGACCAAGACAAGAUAUUGUUUAAUUUUGACAUCUCCAAACUCGACUGGAAAGAAUACUUCAAAAACCAUGUGAGAGGCAUUAGAUUAUAUAUACUAAAAGACCCUUUGGAUACCAUACCGGAAGGAGAGAAACACUAUAGAAAGUUAUACACGGUAUACUAUACUCUAGUAGCUUUGUUAUGCGCUCUAUUAUUGCUACUAGUAUACGGGUUGUUGAAUUUGUUUCUAUGACGAACCUUAUAAAAAUCCUGAUGCUCUCAACGUGAUAUAAGUGAUUAUAUUCUUUAUGUGUAGUUUUAUAUAUAUAUAUAUAUUUAAAAUACAAAUAUUAACUUAUUUAUUAGAUUGUAAGUGAUUACACAUAUAAUUUUACAUGACAAAACUAAUAACUUACACCAAUACAACUUUUAGAGCGAGAAGUAUGAUAAUUGUAUAGAUAUUUUCG
Molecule: messenger RNA, 2092 nt
Organism: Adelges cooleyi (spruce gall adelgid)
Lineage: Eukaryota; Metazoa; Arthropoda; Insecta; Hemiptera; Adelgidae
Product: fatty acyl-CoA reductase wat-like
Exons: 12
Coding region: 280-1878 (532 amino acids)
Biological process (GO): long-chain fatty-acyl-CoA metabolic process
Cellular component (GO): peroxisome
Molecular function (GO): alcohol-forming very long-chain fatty acyl-CoA reductase (NADP+) activity
Source: RefSeq, a predicted model, not a curated record